UCACAGGGAGAGACCACAGGUGGUCCCCAAAGGAUGCCCUGUGAGGGGCUGCAAUGUGGAAAAAGAGUCCUCAUCUGAGACUCCUGCAAAGCUCCUGUGACUGUCUCUUGGCACUGUCAGCAUGAAGGUAUUGAGCACAGGGGCAGGUCACAAAGUCACCAUGUCAACCUUCCUGUCCCAUCAUAACCCUACAGUGUUUUGUCCCAAGGUGGGGGAAGGAUUCCUCAGGUAGUUGGGGGAAGGACACCCCAGAGCAGCUGCCUCCCCAGUCCGUGCCCUGAGUAUACCAGGUGGAGUACUACCUGGUGGUAGGUUAGAGGCAGUGAUCCUUACCCCUAAGUUCAGGCAGAGGUGGUAGAGAAAGAUUCCGUGUGACCUUCCACAGCAUCCCAGGAGCUAGCAAAGUCCCAGGGACAGUCAACAUGAUGAGCCACAGUCCCUCCAUGCCUUGUUCGGCACUUUUUCUGCUCCUGCUCCUGUUGCUUCCUCCCACUUUUAAAGGUGGGAGCCUCCGAUACCAUGGUCCUGGCUGGAAAUUAUUCCACCGCCUGAGCAAAGGCUUCAGAAGUUCCCACCAACGCCAGACACAGCAAAUGAGGCAAAACGUGCCUCAGGGUCAAUCGGGAGAUGAUUGUCAGGGUAUUUUCGACCUCUACCUCGUCCUGGACAAAUCAGGCAGUGUGGCGGACAACUGGAUCCACAUUUAUUCAUUUGCAGAGGGUUUGGUGAAGAAAUUCACAAACCCUAACCUGCGGAUCUCCAUCAUUACCUACUCAACAGAGGCUGAAGUUAUCCUGCCACUCACCUCAGACAGUAAAGAAAUCAAUAAGAGCCUUCUCGUGCUUAAGAACAUAGUGCCUCAAGGACUCACACACAUGCAGAAAGGACUAAGAAAGGCAAACGAACAGAUCCGAAAAUCUACCUUGGGAGGCCGCAUUGUCAACAGCGUGAUUAUUGCUCUGACUGAUGGGCUAUUGCUGCUAAAGCCAUAUCUUGACACUAUGGAAGAGGCCAAAAAAGCCCGGAGAAUGGGAGCAAUCGUUUACACCGUGGGUGUUUUUAUGUAUAGCAAACAGCAGUUGGUGAAUAUUGCGGGCGACCCAGAUCGCUGUUUUGGGGUUGAUGAAGGGUUCUCUGCUCUGGAGGGCGUCGUUGACCCACUUACUUCCAAGUCCUGUACUGAAAUACUAUCCGUGCAGCCUACCUACGUUUGUGCAAAAGACUUCUAUCAAGUAAACAUUAGUGGACAUGGGCUUAAUAAUACAAGCAAUAUGAAGCAAGUCAUUUGUAGAUUCAAAUUCAGUGACUCCAAAGUCGUUGAUGAAAGUCCCAGUGAUAUGAAUGAGCACAGUAUAACCUGUCCUGGACCAAAGAUAAAACACACUGGAGAGGACGUUUCUCUUCAAGUCAGUCUGAACAAUGGCAUCUCCUUCAUUGGGAACAAACUCAUUAUAACCAGUACCAACUGCUGGAGUCCUAGGCCACAGGGAAGUACAGCCACAGAUACAACCAGCCAGAGUACAGCCACAGAUACAACCAGCCAGAGUACAGCCACAGAUACAACCAGCCAGAGUACAGCCACAGAUACAACCAGCCAGAGUACAGCCAGAGAUACAACCAGCCAGCCACAGAAAAAAGACCCAGACAAAGUCAGCGCUACUCCCAACCAGGCAUCACAAGGCAUCGUGUUCAAGAGGACCUGGCUGAUGUUCCUGCCAGUCUUGCUGGUGACUCUACUCUUGCUGUGCUGCACCUGGAAGCUUUGCAUAAAGCCUAAGAAACUGCCGCCACCUCCCCCAAAGCCAGAGAAGGAGCCAGAGGAAGAGAGCCCUCCUCCUUCAUCACCACCAGCUCCUGGUCGUGGUCCUGGUCCUGGUCCUAGUGCUGGUCCUGGUCCUGGUCCUGGUCCUAGUCCUGGUUCUGGUCCUGCUCGUUCUCCUGUUCCUGCUCGUCCUCCUCCAGCCCCAUUGCCUGCCAACACAAACCCUACUGUGAUCGUUGCCUGCUGUGGCUGUGGCAACAGAGGCAUGCAGGGAAACCUGGACACAUGCUGUGACUACUUUCACCCAAGCUGCCACCCGAUGCCAUUGGUUUGGUGUCAUCCCAAGGCGCAGGGAGGCUAUCCCGGCUUCGCUGUCAUGAAACCCAGCUGCUCACAGGCCUCCUGCCGCCAAAAGCACUGCCUUUGUUCCAAUCGGGAUUGUUUUCACCUUGCAGAACCACCAUACCCCACAAGGAUUGUCUUUCAACCCAAUGAGAAGUAUUUCAGCAUCACACAGUCACACUACAGCCCAAAGAUCCGCUUUCAAACCAACCAAGAAAGUCUCCCAGUUGCACAGACUCUGUGCUCAAAGAUGUGUUCACCACCCAAUCAGGAGUGCUACACUUUCAAAUCCCCACAGUCCCCAUACCAAGCCAGGUAUACCAAGUCUCCCGCCAGGAUGCUGCCUCUGCUCCCGCCCCAUACCCGGCAAUCUUUAGAAUCCCUUUGUCACACCUAUCCUUUCCCCCCAAUCUCUAAAGGACCAAAGUUCUAAGUUUAAGAGGCUUUUGUUUAUUGCAUUGGACACACGUAGCAGGUCUUAGAUUGUAGAGAGAAAGUUCUGGUUUGCUGCUGAUCAGCAAGCCCCACACCUAGGGAGAUGCUCACAGUCUGAGGUAAGAUCAUGUUGUAUGUACAGGGACCAAGCUCCCUGGGUCCCACUUCCUACCAGUCUGUCUUCGUCUAUCUGCAAAGGCUGCGACAAAUAGGAUCUUCCACAAAGGUCUCUGUGGAACAGCCCCUCCCAGUCUUUAAAUACUAACCACUCCCCUGAAUCCCUUUCCCUAAGUUGUUUUUUCAAAGACAAGUGUAUUUGAAUUUUU
This is a messenger RNA of Mus musculus (house mouse), 2865 nucleotides long. It is a transcript of the gene Antxrl, whose product is annotated as anthrax toxin receptor-like. The transcript has 18 exons. Bases 423 to 2537 code for a protein of 704 amino acids. Gene Ontology annotation, cellular component: membrane; plasma membrane. Gene Ontology annotation, molecular function: signaling receptor activity. The record is from RefSeq and is a predicted model, not a curated record. NCBI's taxonomy places the organism in Eukaryota, Metazoa, Chordata, Mammalia, Rodentia, Muridae.